This is a messenger RNA of Anastrepha obliqua, 1641 nucleotides long. RefSeq lists its product as uncharacterized. Lineage: Eukaryota; Metazoa; Arthropoda; Insecta; Diptera; Tephritidae. The transcript is spliced from 3 exons. The record is from RefSeq and is a predicted model, not a curated record. Bases 1 to 1641 code for a protein of 546 amino acids.
AUGAUGCAGAACCGAAGCAGUUUAUUCGUGUUUUGUCGUAGCAGCUGUGAGGCAGGCGCUGCUGAGCAAAGACAGCUACAAGAAAUACAACAGCAGAGAAUUGCAGAAGUGGACAAAGCAGCCAGCAAGGCUACAAUCAACGGAAUAGCCAACCCAACAGAGCGAAACCAGUGGCGACAUGCGUCAACAACUCGUCACUCGGUUGGUGCAACAUUAACAAGCUCGGCGGCAUCAACUGCAUUUGAGCGCCCUUUGGCUGAGGUAACAGGUAAACAAGAGCAAACAGCAAAAGCAACAAUAGAACACAAAGUAAUUACAACAACAAUAGAGGAAGUAAACAAAACAGCAAAAAUAGGCGAGUCAGUGACAGCAACGGUGGCAGCAGCAGCAGCAGCAGCAGCAAAAGGAAAAGAGGAUGGGGAGGCGGUGUCAGUUGGACAGCAUGUUGCGGAAAUUGACACAACAACACGGCAAAAAAAGCAGAAGAGUACAGAAUACAAGCCACAAAGGCAGCAGCAGGUACUCCACAAACAAGCACAACAGCAACAACAAAUGCCAAAGUUACCAGACAAUGAGCGGAAAAGUCAGCAGCAACAAGUGCAACCUCAAAAGCGACAACAACGGCCACAAGAGCAACUACAACGACCGCCACAGCAAUUUGACACAAUGAUGCUGCCAACAAUUACAACAACAACAAUAAUAAGAGCACCAACAUUGGAAUCUUAUUCAACUGCAAUGCCUGCCAAAAAGUAUUCUGGCGCUCGUUUAACCACCGAAACAAAGAAGUUUGGCAAAGGGUCACAGCAGCAGCAGCAGCAACGGCAGCAACAGGAAAGGCAACGCCAACAAGAAUCAGCAAAUAAAGAUGCACAACCUGAUAACCGAAACCAGCGCAAGCAAACUCGACUUGAAAAGUCACUGCAACAGCGGCAGCAACAGAGGUGGCAGCAAAGAGAAAAACAACAACCAUUCAAUCAAAAGCGACUGUCGACACAGAAACAAAACCCACAAACAGAAAAAGAAGUACAGUCGCACGAACAGCUGCAACAGGAUGCACAGCACGUGCCACAAAUUCAACAACAGCAGCAGGCACAGGCACAGCAACGGCCGUAUUCCACCGAUCGCAAACAACAUGUUGGCGUUUUAAUUCCAUCUCGCAUACUGGACGUGUUGCAUGUGCAACAGGGCUUUCACAAUUUUCUGGAUUUCUUUCACGUCAAUCUACAAAAUGUCAGCGUCGAUUUUAUACGUGACGACGACCUAAGUGGCUUCAUUAAAUUUCUCGAACAUCCGAAAUAUACAACUGUGGUGAAAAUCUUAAAUGCCGGGAUUAAUCUUGCUGACGACGAAAUGCCACCGAGCGGCGAAACAGCAUCAUCACCAGCUGAAGCAGCAGCAACGGUAGCUGCGAAAAGUCAACGGCAAUCACAUCAACAGCAGCGACAAUCUGUAGCAAUAACGCAGAUUAAUAAUGCAACAGUGGCUUUCACGGAGGCUGGCGAAAUGAAAAAGUCAUCAACAUCAAGUAAUGCGCCACUAGUCGCAUACUGUCACUUGACCGAACAGCUGUCACGAGACUUUAAUAAAACCGUACUCGCUUGGCCGUGUCCGCGCAUGAGGGUGAGUAAAAUAAGGUCAUAA